This is a messenger RNA of Juglans regia (Persian walnut), 805 nucleotides long. Its product is annotated as SUMO-conjugating enzyme SCE1. Gene Ontology annotation, molecular function: SUMO conjugating enzyme activity. NCBI's taxonomy places the organism in Eukaryota, Viridiplantae, Streptophyta, Magnoliopsida, Fagales, Juglandaceae. The transcript is spliced from 5 exons. Gene Ontology annotation, biological process: protein sumoylation. Bases 75 to 557 code for a protein of 160 amino acids. The record is from RefSeq and is a predicted model, not a curated record. Gene Ontology annotation, cellular component: nucleus.
AGCGAAGCCAGAGUAUGUUUUAGAGAGAGAGAGAGAGAGAGAGAGAGAAAGGAGAGAGAGGGAUUGUGAGAGACAUGUCUGGAGGUAUUGCUCGUGGUCGACUUGCCGAGGAGCGAAAGGCUUGGCGUAAGAACCAUCCACAUGGUUUUGUUGCGAAACCAGAGACUCUGCCCGAUGGUACAGUUAAUUUGAUGGUGUGGCAUUGCACUAUCCCUGGCAAGCCUGGCACUGAUUGGGAGGGUGGUUACUUCCCACUGACACUCCACUUCAGUGAAGACUACCCUAGUAAGCCCCCUAAAUGCAAAUUCCCUCAAGGUUUCUUCCACCCUAAUGUCUACCCAUCUGGAACUGUCUGUCUAUCUAUUCUUAAUGAGGAUAGUGGGUGGAGACCUGCCAUAACUGUAAAGCAAAUCCUUGUGGGAAUUCAGGAUUUGCUUGACCUACCAAAUCCAGCUGAUCCUGCACAGACGGAAGGGUAUCACCUCUACAUCCAGGACACUGCAGAGUAUAAGAAACGAGUCCGACAGCAGGCAAAGCAAUACCCCCCUCUCGUGUAAGGUUAAAUCCAUGUUUUCAGAGAUUGUGUACUAUGUUUAUUGUUAUUUGCCACCUCUUGUUUGAUGUUAUAAAGACUUUUCUAAGAGUAUCGGGAUUUGGUAAAUGUAAGUUGCCAUUAUGUCUAGACUGCAUGCUGAAAUGUUUCUUCUCUCGAAAUUUGCAUUUAUGUCUAUGGGCAUAUGUGUAUCAGUCGACCAAUAAAACUCAUUGGUCCUUAUAUCAGUUAAAACUUGCUUUGGAUGAGUAA